UAUAGAGGGAGGAUGAAGGGGUGACUUGUGUAUUUCCCUCCCUGAGUCACACACCAUGGCGGGCCCUCAGCAGACUCCCAGGGACCACACGGAGCCUCAGGAGAGGGUCACCGGGGGCACACAGACCACAGGGGGCGGCCAAGGGGGCUCUAAUACCCUUAGUGACCGGCCUGCCCCGCCCCCCGAGCCACCUGACCUGACCCGUGCCCCGCCUGACCCCGCCUGCCCUGCCCCGCCCCGUGACCUUAUUAGCGUCUUCGUGGUAACCUUUGACCUCAAGGAAGGCAAUCUUCUGGAGUGGAGCAUGCCCAAGGGAGUGGCUCUGGAGGGUGUUGAGUUCCGCGCCCUCAUCAGCGGGGCGCACACAGUCACCUCGGAUUUUAUAUAUUUCCGUCAGGGCGACUUUUUCGGGGCGGCGUGCUAUGAAAAACUGGAGAUCCUCAGCGACGUGGAGCGCGGAGUGCGGAUGAAGAGUGUGGGGGUGAUCGUGGCCCACUACCCACACCUGCACCCACACCUGCCCCGCCUGGCACAGCUGGUCAGGUGUGUUCUGCAGCGGCCAGGUGACUACAGCUCGUUAGAGGACUACUACCUUGCUCGCUGCGCCCCCACCCCGCCCCCCUCUGGCUGGCAUGCCCCGCCCCGCCUGACCCCCGCUGCCCCGGCCCUUCCCUCCCCCCCGCCCCUGCACCAGACCAUCUUCAGCGGCUCACUCAACAACGAGGGCGAGGGAGAGAAAGGCCCAAGCCACCUCCUGCGGACCUUAGGCGAGCAGGUGGUGUCUCUGUGGCGCGCAUCGCUGCUAUGUAAGCGGAUCAUGUUCCUCUCGGAGCCCCCCAUCGGCCGGGUGUGCUGGUGGGUGCAGUGGGUGUGGCUGCUGGGGGCACACUCCACACCCGGGCUGCCCUCCUCCCUCCUGCGUCCGCUGUACUAUGUCAGCCUAUCCGACCUGGACCUACUGGCCGAGCAGCACUCCUAUGUGGCAUGCACGACCGAGAAGAUAUUCGAGGAGAAGAAUGGCAUCUACGACCUGUACGUUGAGGGCGGCUGCGUGCGGCUCUCCGGCAAGCACCCCGCCAUCACCACCAUCACCGCUGAGGACCGCCAACGCCUCGCCGCCCUCAACCGCAAGGAGAACCUCACCCCAGCGGACCUUAAGGCGUUCUUCCAGGAGGUCAACAACAGGAUUUUUACCGCUCUGUACCGUGCGUGUGGUAUGGGGGGGACGGGGGUGCUGGGGCGGGAGGAGCUGAUUGAGAUGGGGCUGAAUGCAAACGAAGAUGUGGUUUUCGUGAGGGAGCUGGCCGCCACGCAUGGGUUUGAUGUGGUGGUGCGGAGUGGCGGAGUGUGUGGGUGUGGAGUGUGUGGGUGCUGUUGAUGAUGAUAGUGAUAGUGAUAGUGUGUGUGUGUUUGUUAUGUUUUUUUUUAGGCCUACGAGGGUGUUUUUUGGUGAUAGGCCUAGUCAAUUUAGCUGUUUUUUUGUGUGUUUAUGUUUUUUUAGGCCUACAAGGGUGUUUUUUGGUAAUAGGCCUAUUCAAUUUAUCUUUUUUUAGGCCUACGAGGAUGUUUUUUUGGUGAUAGGCCUAGUCAAUAUAGCUGGUUUUUGUCUGUGUGUGUGUCUGUCGGUAUCUGUUAAUCUAUCUCUCGUGUCUAUUCUAGUCAUUCUAUUUAGUUAUCUGUCUGUCUAUCUGUGUAUGCUUGCCUCUAUCUAUCUAUCUAUCUAUCUUGUUUGUCUGUCUAUCAUUAUAUCUGUCUAUCUCAUUCCUCUUCUAAGUACUUAAGUCAUUCCUUUCUCUAUCAGUCAAUCUAUUUAUUUUUUCUUUGUCUAUCUAUCUAUCUAUCUAUCUAUCUAUCACCCAUUCCACUGCUAAAUACUCUAAUCAUUCCUUUCCAUAUCAAUCCAUCUAUCUCUACCUCCUUAUUUCUCUAUCAUUCCACUGUCAAACAUCAAACUCAUUCCUCUCCCCUCCAUGGCCCAGUGGUUAGCGCGCCUACCUCCAAACCCACACGCCCUGGUUCUAAUCCUUCUCCGUGAGUCAGCGUUUAGUCCGCUAAGCUGUUGAUCCUCCCUCUGUGACUGGGGGGGGUUAGGGGACACCUGGGAGGGUACACUGUGGUAAUAUGGAUGUCACGCUGCCCCCUGGGGUGAUGUGUUCCCUGAGGUUCCAUCCCACCACAGGCUCAAGGGGUGGUGUGACGGAGAUGCGCGCUGAGGCCGUGUGCAGGUAUGGCGUGUUCCCUGAAUUGUAGCGUUACUUGUUUACUUGUUUGUGUUGCAUUCCACUGUUGGUUUUUGAGUCAUUCCACUGUAUUGUUAUGGGUGUAAUGUUUAACUUUUUUCUGUAUAUGCUGUAUGUACUUAAUUUCACUUAAUCUAUCUGUACUUAAGUAACUGUACUUUCAUAACUUAUUUCUGUCUAUACAUAAAUUCCUUCACUAAUAUUUAUCUACAUUUAACUCUACUCUCUUAAUUUAUUUUCUACCUAUAUUUGAUAUCCUUAAUUCACUUUGCUUCCCUUCUCUUCCCUUCCCUUCCCUUC
Molecule: messenger RNA, 2540 nt
Organism: Eriocheir sinensis (Chinese mitten crab)
Lineage: Eukaryota; Metazoa; Arthropoda; Malacostraca; Decapoda; Varunidae
Product: DENN domain-containing protein 11-like
Exons: 7
Coding region: 56-1378 (440 amino acids)
Cellular component (GO): lipid droplet
Source: RefSeq, a predicted model, not a curated record